Messenger RNA from Ipomoea triloba (trilobed morning glory), 1368 nucleotides. Its product is annotated as chorismate mutase 1, chloroplastic. Gene Ontology annotation, cellular component: cytoplasm. Gene Ontology annotation, biological process: aromatic amino acid biosynthetic process; chorismate metabolic process. The coding region runs from base 164 to 1132 and encodes 322 amino acids. Lineage: Eukaryota; Viridiplantae; Streptophyta; Magnoliopsida; Solanales; Convolvulaceae. The transcript has 6 exons. The record is from RefSeq and is a predicted model, not a curated record. Gene Ontology annotation, molecular function: chorismate mutase activity.
UUCAUUUUCAACACCUACCACCAAAUGGAAAUGACUCACCCACCAAACCACCUCCUGAAUCCCAAGUUGAAUUUUAGUUGAGGCGUGUUCUUCGUUCCACCUCCACCAACCCUCCUUCUCUCUGCUCCCGGAAAUCCAUCGUCUUCUUCCGUCUUCUGCCACAAUGGAGGCAAAGCUGCUUAGGGCCACGGCCUUUACCGUUCAAACCCAUAAUACCUCCCGCUCUUCCAGGCUCACCACCCUCGCCUCUAACCAUAGAUGUUCAAAACAUUGCAGCUUUCGAUUCCCCAAUUCCAAGGGAUUAAAGAAUGGCAUUCGCUCCGUUCAAGCCGUUGCUACUUCUCCUGGAAUGGGAAAGAAAAGUAGAGUGGAUGAGACAGAGAGUUAUACUCUAGAUGGUAUAAGAAGUUCCUUAAUUCGGCAAGAGGAUAGCAUUAUUUUUAGCCUUGUGGAGAGAGCUCAGUAUUGUUACAACCCUGACACAUAUAAUCCUGACGCUUUUCCAAUGGAAGCUUUCCAUGGCUCAUUGAUUGAGUACAUUCUUAAAGAAACUGAGAAGCUUCAUGCUAAGGUUGGAAGGUAUAAUAGCCCUGAUGAGCAUCCUUUCUUCCCAAAUGAAGUGCCUCAACCCAUGUUGCCACCCCUUCAAUACCCACAGGUUCUGCAUCCAGUUGCUAGUUCAAUUAAUAUCAACAUCAAAGUGUGGGAUAUGUACUUCAAAAAUCUUCUUCCAAGGUUAGUGAAAGAAGGCGAUGACGGUAAUUGUGGAUCAACUGCAGUUUGUGACACUCUUUGCCUGCAGGCGCUCUCGAAGAGAAUUCAUUAUGGGAAAUUUGUAGCAGAAGCAAAAUAUCAGGCAUCACCAGAAGUCUAUAAACCCGCUAUUGUAGCACAAGACAAAAACAAACUCAUGGAGCUGCUGACAUAUCCUACGGUCGAAGAGGCAAUCAAAAAUAGGGUAGAGGUGAAAACGAGAACUUAUGGGCAAGAGGUGACCAUCAAUGCAGGGGGAAGUAAAGGUGAUCCGGUAUACAAGAUAAACCCGAGCCUAGUUGCUGAACUAUACGGGGAUUGGAUCAUGCCAUUGACGAAGGAAGUCCAGGUUCAAUACCUAUUAAGAAGACUCGAUUAAGUAAAAGUAAAGGUGUAGUAAAUGUUCAUUGCCACUGUUGGACUUACAGUAGUUGAUGCUGUCAGGCAUGUAUUCAUAGAGGUAGUUUCCCAUAUACUAUAUUGUUUGUGGUUUUGAAAUAUGACCUUCAACUACCACUGUGUACCAAUUGUGCUAUUGUUCAUAUGUUUCUUGAGACAGAUCAUCUGCUUGAGGUGUAUGCCAUAAUUUCAAUAGUCCUGGUCUGGUUUUGCUUU